CUUAUAUCCCCCGACUUCUUCUUCUUCCUCAUCUUCUUGCUCUUCACCAUCCCCAUCCUCUUCUCUCCCUUCACCACCGCCCUGCUGCUUGCUCUCCCAUACCACUGCCUGCUCUACAUUGCAUGCUCACAUCCACCUCCUCUCUCCCCCCACCUCCACUCUCCCUCCACAAUGCUAUCUGAUCCACCGACCCAGCUCGGCAGGUCCCUCUCCCGCAAGCUCAAGCGCAGAUUCACCAUGCCCAAAUCGCCCUCCUUCUCCUCCUCUUCCUCCUCCACCUCCUCCUCUUCUCAAUUUGACCUCUUCCCCCGCAUCCCCGCCCGCAACCGCUCCGACUCCGCCAGCAACGCCAGCAACUCCUCCUCCUCCGCCGGCUACGCAUCCACCCAACACACAUUCGACACCUCUGACUUCUCCCGCGCCGCCUCUCUCUUGUCCUCGCACAAUCCCGCCUCCUCGACCGCAUCCCUCCCGCUCUCGCUCUGCUCCUGCUCGGCCUCCUCGGCGCCCUCGUCGCCGUCAACACCCCGUCUCGUGCAGGACCAGUCGUUCUUUGAAAUCUGCAGCCCAGAGAUGUCGUUCGAUGCCCACGCCGUGCCGCGCGAGUGCUCGCAGUGCGAAGAGCCUGAUGAGGCCGAGCAGCUCGCGAGCCGGAUCCUCGAGAAGGUGAACGCCGAGAGCUCGGAUGAUCUGUGGUACAUUUAGCUGCAGUGCACUUCAACACACUUGACACGAUUACGAACGCUGGUACGGAUGGAUGGCUGGACUGGUGUAGGAUACAAUGGGUUUAAACGGUUUCUUUUUUUAUUAUGGGCAAAACGGAGUCUUUGGUUUGGGAUACAUUUUAUAGAUAUCUGGUUCGGAUUGCUUUUAUGGUGUUUGGGCAUUUAUACAAUAAUAGAUUAUUAUAC
Myxozyma melibiosi is the source of this 911-nucleotide messenger RNA. RefSeq lists its product as uncharacterized. The transcript has a single exon. Bases 172 to 705 code for a protein of 177 amino acids. Lineage: Eukaryota; Fungi; Ascomycota; Lipomycetes; Lipomycetales; Lipomycetaceae. The record is from RefSeq and is a predicted model, not a curated record.